Kwoniella botswanensis is the source of this 1005-nucleotide messenger RNA. RefSeq lists its product as uncharacterized. Lineage: Eukaryota; Fungi; Basidiomycota; Tremellomycetes; Tremellales; Cryptococcaceae. The transcript is spliced from 3 exons. The record is from RefSeq and is a predicted model, not a curated record. The coding region runs from base 1 to 1005 and encodes 334 amino acids.
AUGGGAGCAGCCGAGUCUAGGCCAUCAACGGAGGAGAGGAGGCAAGAGAUACAGAGGGACCUGACAGUCGCCAUGCGGGUUAACAAGCUAUGGUACUCUGUCGCAGCUCCCAUCCUGUACACAAGAGUAGUCACCAUCCGUCCCGAUCUGUUACUUUCCCACAUCCACUCUCGUCCCCAUUCCUCGGACCGCUUAUCGAAAUUAGAAUUGUUCCAAUACAUCUAUCGCCUGGAUAUAGGAUACAAUCCAGCACAAGCUCAAGAAUCCGACAUACAUCCACCAUUCAGUAAGAAAGACCGAAUCGCAUUAUCAAGAGCUGGUUUGUUAUCGAUCGAAAAGAGUAGAUGGCCAGCUACGACCUUGGUGAGGGAUAUGGACUUUGCCUUACAAACUACCAAAACACUACACACAAUCCCCCAAACCCUACCAGAGGGUUUGCAGUUAUUUGGUAAUUUGCAGAUAUUGACGGUAGGAGCAUUCGGUAGAUCACAACAUUCAAGAUGGGAUGUGGGAUAUAAUUUUCCAGCAACGGGAUUAGAAAGGUUUCAGCCACCAUCUUCAGGUUUGGGUUUUAGCGAUUUGGGUGGUUUAUUAGCCAAGAAACAUCAAGAAGAGUUGGAAUUACUUAAUAUGCGCCACAGAUUCGGAUACGAAUUAACGUCAAAUGCCUCCGAUUCACUUAAACAUAUAUGUGUUGAUAAUUUUACAGGACCAUUAUCAGUAUUCCUACCACAUUGCGAAAGACUACAAACGUAUACGAUACAUAUAACGAAAUCGCAUACGGAUACUUCCUGUCGCCCCCUACCGAUUAUAGACGGAGUGACCAACGAGUGGAUAAUAGAGGAUGAAUCGUGGGAAAGAAAGAAGGAUACAGGUAGAGAAGAUUGGAUUGUCGAUAGGGCAAGUACCUACCAAUGGUUGAAAGGUAGAUUAUACGCUUUGGACCCGGCUCAGUUCAGGAGCAACAAUACGAAGUUGGUCGUUUAUUCAUUUACGGUGGGUUGA